AUGAUCGCACAAAUUCGUAAUACCGCAGCUCUGGUAGCUCUCACAUCUGCCGCCAGCGUUCUGGCUCGCCCUCAUUUCAGUACCCGAGCCACUCAAGCAUCAACCGAUCUUUGCGGCGAUUAUGAUUAUCUCAUUUUGAACAAUUCGCCAUGGAUUGUGUAUAACAUGUUGUACAAUGCAAAUCAGAUCGUGGGAAGUCAGUGUACAUAUUAUGAUAGUAUGAUUACAGGGAGUGAUGGGACUGCUGAGGUGAAGUGGAACAGUGAGACGGAUAUCACUUAUGUUGAGAGCACAAACAAUAUUCCCAAAGGGUAUUCUUUCGUCGGCCUGACCCAAAAUUUGGAAACCCCUCUCACAGGCAUCGCUUCCAUUCCUACAACCUACACCUGGACACGGUCCAACACAACCGCCUUUAAAGGAAAUGUCUGCUACGAUUUCAUGACCAACGAUGUUAAAGGUGACUCUACAUCGAGCUCCUCCCAGGAACUCAUGCUCUGGCUCCAAUACCAAGGUGGUCAAUUACCUAUUGGAUGGGCUGAUGGAAGCGUAGCUACCAUUGACAAUUUAUUUGGUACAAGCUGGGAUUUGUACCAGGGUGUUAAUGAAGAUACGGGUAUCACGGUUAGCAGUAUUUUGCCAAAAACACAGUUUGAGGGAACCUUUGAGGGUGAUUUGAGAGAGUGGUUGGUUGCGCUUGUGGGACAAGGUCUCUUUACUGAGAGUACUUAUGUUAACGUUGGAAAUGCUGGUACCGAAUUCUUUUACGGAAACGCAAUCAUGAACGCAACUCUCGGUCUCCAAAUCGAUCUCGGUAUGGCCACCUCUGCAGCAGUUAAAGUAGCAGCUGUUUCUUCAGCAUCUUCAAGUGCAAGCCAAAUCGCUUCUACUUCAGCGGCAAUCGUUCCAUCAACUAGCUCAUCAGUCGUUGCUAUUACUACCUCCGCUUCAUCUGCACAAGCACCAACCAGGACCUCCUCCAUUGCGGCUGUAUCUACAUCAGCAAAGUCAAGCACAAAGUCUCACCAUGUAGCUACUCCUUCAGCGCCAGUUGUUGAGGGAUCUACUAUCGCUUCUGCAUCUGUAGUAGCAUCAACCAGUAUAGCUGCUAGCUCGGUUGCUGGUAUUGAAACCUCUGUUUCCAGUGCUGCUGUUGCUGCUCCAACUUCGGCCGAUGAAGGAGAUGAUGAGUGUGAAGUCUAA
Botrytis deweyae is the source of this 1200-nucleotide messenger RNA. RefSeq lists its product as uncharacterized. Gene Ontology annotation, molecular function: cellulase activity. The transcript is spliced from 3 exons. The record is from RefSeq and is a predicted model, not a curated record. Bases 1 to 1200 code for a protein of 399 amino acids. Gene Ontology annotation, biological process: polysaccharide catabolic process. NCBI's taxonomy places the organism in Eukaryota, Fungi, Ascomycota, Leotiomycetes, Helotiales, Sclerotiniaceae.